GAUGUGUCCAAACCAUAUCAAUCAUCGGUCCUGUUUUUGGAUACCUGCUGGGGUCGCUGUGUGCCAAGAUCUACGUUGACAUCGGCUAUGUGGACAUGGAGACGGUGACGAUUACCCCUGGUGAUGCCCGCUGGGUGGGAGCAUGGUGGCUGGGCUACCUCAUCGCGGGCACCAUCACCCUCAUGUCUGCUGUUCCUUUCUGGUUCCUGCCUAAAUCACUGCCCAUGCCCGUGGACAAACACGAUACCAGCUGUACUCCAGAGCAAACCAGGUUUAUCAAAGACUCUCCGACCAUGGAGCACAAGUUCAGACCUGAGGAGCCGGCUAAUUUACAUCAGAUGGUCAAAGGUAUGAUUAAAGUCACACCAGCCUGUAUGGUUGGAAAAUUUGAAUGUUGAGUAAUGGUAAUCCGUAUGAAGUCAACAUGAUACCAACAGAAUGUUGGGUAAUAUUAUUACAUUUACAG
This is a messenger RNA of Epinephelus lanceolatus (giant grouper), 466 nucleotides long. The record is from RefSeq and is a predicted model, not a curated record. Lineage: Eukaryota; Metazoa; Chordata; Actinopteri; Perciformes; Serranidae.